This is a messenger RNA of Meloidogyne enterolobii, 6660 nucleotides long. The record is from the annotation of a GenBank genome assembly. Lineage: Eukaryota; Metazoa; Nematoda; Chromadorea; Rhabditida; Meloidogynidae.
AUGGGAUUUUAUUUAACACUUUUGGUUAUUCUAAUUGUUAUUGCUAUACAAUUGUUUAGAUAUCCCAGCACUUUAUUGGCAUGGUUUCUUCGUCGAUUUUUAAAUUGUUACUUCGCUAAAAUAAAUGGAAUUGGAUGGUUUUGUUUUGGCCAAAUUAAAUUUCUCUUCCAUAACGGGCUUUGCCUUGAAUUGGAAAAUUUACGAAUUGAUAGAAUUUUUGUCUGGCGGUCAUGGAAAUGGCCAAAACUAAAUUUGCACGUUUUUGUGAAAAGUUUUCGAGUUGGUGAAUUGAAAAAUGGAAAAAUUGAGAUGGAUGGUUGUAUACGAAAUUUUGAUUUUAAUGAGACAAUUGAAUACGUAGGUUUUACUAAAAGUUUAUUUUACAAGGGAAAUUUUGAAUUACUUGAUAUAACCUUCAACCGUUCUAAAGGCGAUUUUAUUCUCUUUAUAAAGUUUGGAAGUUCUGUUGAUUUUACUUGGUCUCCUGUUCUACACUUAAAAUUAAAUGAUUUAAUCAAAGCCUUUUAUUCCAAACUCUCAAAAUUUUCUAAUUUAUUUAAAUCGCUUUCUUCCGCUUACAAUGCAGAACCUUCUACCUCUUCAAAUUUACUUUUCGAUGUCCAAACUGAACAUUCAUUUGAAUUGGCCUUUCGUCUACCACAAAAUCACUUGAUACGUUUAAUAUCGCCUUCAUUUUCUUUUGAACGGACGGCUCCUUGUUUCGCUAAAUUUGCUGCUCCAAAUUUAUUAGUAGAAAUGGAUGGACAUAUAAUUAUGGAUUUUGAGUCACCAAAAUUAGAAUGCGUAAAAGAAGAUAUUUUUCUAAAAUUACUUCGAAGUGGAUUUUCUCAAUUAGAAUUAGAAACAAAUCGUUUAUGGUCUUGGAGUGCAGAACAAUUGCAAAUUGUUUUUCCAUAUGGUUAUAAUUUUGCUGAUUCAUUUGACGAUCUAAUUAAUUGUAUCAAAUGGAUUAAACUAGUUCAUAAUAUAAAGAGUCGCCCAUUUACAAAAGAAUCUCCAUUACCUGCUGAUGUUAGAAUUAGAUUUAAGACUGUUACUCUUCGGAUUGAGGAUGAUCCGUUUGAAAUUCAACUUCAAAAUAUUUAUGAAGUCCAAAUGGAUGAAGUUUUUGAACGAGAACGAAGAAAGCAAAUUUUAGAUGCAAAAAUUGCUCAACUUAAGAAAGAGGAUCCAUUCUUUCCAAGUAAUAAAAUUGAUGCAUUACAUCAAUCUCUAAUAAAGAAAGAUGGUCAGCUCUACAUGGAAAGAAUUCAAAAAGUCCGACAACAACAGCUAGAUCGGUGUCUUUUUCAUUGGGAAAUUAAUGAAUUAGAAUUGCGAGCUUUUGCUGAUCUGACUUUGCAUGGAAGAGAAAAUGUUCUUGAUUAUAUUCAUAUUUUUAAUUCGGAAUCUAAUUUCUCUAUCAAUGAUCCUCAAUUUUCCACACUUUGGGCUCGUGUUGUCGAGCUAGAAGCUGUCCAAAGUCGAAUGAAUUUUCGUGAUUAUCCUCUCCCUUAUAUGAAUUUACAAAAAGCCCAUUUUUGGGGCACUUUGGUUGGAGCUGAACAAAUUAUGGAAAGUAGAUCAAUUCGUCACCAAUUUAUUGAUACUCCAGAGCCUUGGGGAAGAUUUAUUAUUGAACGAAGCAUGUGCCCACUCAAAUUUUUCUAUGAUCUUAAAUGCGAAAUUUCUGACUUAAAAGUUACUUAUGGCCCUUGUUGGGAGCCUUGUCUUUCAAUGAUUAGUCUUUGUUGGAGUCUUAUAAAUGCACCUUCUAAAGAUCCUUCAGAACCUCUUCCUUUUUGGGACAAACUUAGACUACUUUUACAUGGACGUUUUGCUAUGUCCUGUACUAGGCUACAAACAUCUAUGCUUGCUUCUACUGAUCCUUAUAAUGAUACUGAAUUGGUUGAAAUUGUUUGGGAGGAUUUUGAAUUUGAUUGGCUAACUGGCGAAUUCAACAUAAGAUCUGAUGUUGAUGCAUAUAUUCGAACAGCCAGUAAAUAUGACGAUAGAAGACUUUUGCAUCUCCCUCGCCUAAUUUGCGCUAUAAGUUUAGAUUGGAUUUGUCUUGGGGAUCAACAUGACCAUCAUUCAGUACAGCCUUGUGCUCCUGACAAAUUGCCAGAAUAUUCUAUUAAUAUUGGUCAUGAUUCGUAUCGAGCUUUUCGUUCUUCUUGUGUUGAUGUAAAUAUUCGUUUUGAAAUUAGUGAGUGCGAUGAGAACAACAUCAAACGACAGUUCCCACAGAUUCAGCUUUAUGCCAAUACAUUCAAAUGCCUUGAUUUUCUCAUUAAAACACUUAUGACCGUAAACAGACCAGUCAAACGAGGACCUAUUUUCUCAACUCAAACAACGAAACGUUAUCAAUUAAGUAGACAUUUUAGUUCAACUUUGCAAAGGUUUUCAAUCUCUUAUUGGAUGUCUUUCUCUUCCUCACACGGGUUCCGAGUGAUAAGUGAUAAUCUUAAAUUUACAUUUUCUGCUCAAUUACAAGUACAUCAACAUCAUUCUAAUGAUCACAUUUCUAGACGAUCAAGAAUUGAUUGGAAAAUAUCUCACGUGACUGCUCAUCUCGAAAAUACCCAAAUUCAUUUAUAUAAGGUUAAACCAAAUGAUGAAGAUUUACUUCGUGAUGAACAUAUUCCAACAGAUAGCAGUAAUUCUUCAUUCUUUGUUGGCCUUUCCCGUCUUACCUAUAUACGUGAAGCAAGGCAGAGUAAGAAAAAUUCUUUUCAAUAUGGAACUGAAUAUUCAUCAAAUCCAAAUAGUGAUGAGUCUAGUCAAUCAACCUGUUUGGGAACAGCAGUACAUCGUUUGACAAUUACUGAUUUGAAGGCAUCUUGGACAAUAGACAAUCGUGAUAUUUGUUUAGUUAUUGCUGAAGGGGUGCAGAAAGCACAUAUGUUGCGAAAAAUUCUGACAAAUGAAGCAUUGAAAAUGUUUAAUUUUGGAGAUGAAGCAACCACAAGCACUAAUUCUUCAAAUAUCCCAGGAAUAACUCGCUUGAAUUCCAACAGUACAUCAUCACAACGAACUACUCGAAAUCCAUCUGUAAAGAGAGGAAUUGCUGUUAAUUCUGGAAGUCCGCGUCAUGAAAAUGGGGAUGCUGGAAGCUUACUUGACGAUCGUGAAAUGCUUUGGAGAUUAGUAGAUGAAGCAGAAACUAAUUUGGUUGCUUAUAGUGAAGAGAUUGCACAAAAUCCAACAGAUUCACUCAAUGGUGUUGGUAUAUGCACAAUGGAAGAUGUUAUCUUAAUAAACUGGCAAAUUGAUCUAUUAAACAGUCAAUUGGUUUUAAAAAGUUCAGAAAAGGUUGGGGGUUUUAUGCUGGUGACAGCAGCGCGGGCGUCUGUUUCGCAACGGUUACAUGUGCCUGUUUGGAGAAGGAAGCAAUUACUAUUGAAGAAAUCUUGGAUUACAACACUUUCAGGGAUGCAGUAUUUUGCACCUUUAUUUAUUGCUCAAGAUGAUUGCAGCCUUAAACCAACAGAAUUCCGCUGGCUUAAUCGUGAUAUAAUUGAAGAAAAACAGAUGCCUACUGAUCAGCAACAAAGCAAAGUAGAAGAUUUUUCAACAACUGGUGAGGCUGUUGGCGGGGUUGUAGUAGAUAAUAGCACAAUUUCUGUUGAUUCAUCUUCUUCUAUUCAAUUACAACGAGUUGCUUCAAGAUGCAGUUGCCAGCUUUUCUUCUGUUGUUUCUCUGAUAUGCUUGGCACUGAAGAAUUGGAAGAUUUGGAAAUAACAAUUCCAGCUGCCAAUACAACAAAAGAGCGUGGUAGCUUGGGUGUGCGACAUUGUGAGGAGGUUGACACGUUCACAUUGAAGCACAACAUUUUGGAAGUUUGUACAAAUUCAGAACAAUACCAAAUGUGUAUUGAUAUCCUACAAAAUCUAAUCAUGUUCAUCGAUCCUCGUAAAACCCAAUCGGAAGAAAAUAGGAGACGAAUGUGGUUUGAGUUGCUCAAAAGGCCAAAGCAAAGUGUUCGUGUUUCAAUCCAAAAAAUGCAGAGUGAUCUUCGUGAACUUGUUUCUUUAGUACGUGCUUUGGAACGACAAGCGUUUUUUCUAAAUAAAGAGAUGCAAUUGAAUCCUAUGGAUCCAAAACUUGAAUUAGAAAAUAACCAAUUACAAACAGACAUUGAUGAAUACAAACAACGACAAAAUUUGCUUAUUGAUGAACUUGUCAUGAUGAUAAGUUGUUAUAAAGAGAAGGAAGUUGAGGAACGAGCACAAAAAUUUAUAACUCAAUUACGUGUUGGCAGUGAAGAAGUAUAUGGAGAUGAUGAGCAAAAGCCAUUCAUUUCUAGGCUAUUUGAAGGUAACCUUAUCGAGAUUUUUCAAAUUAAAAUGAAUAAAAAUAUUUUUUUAGUUUGCUUCGAAAAUUGCAUAUGGCGAUUAACUGAGAAUGAUGGUCAAAUUUCACUUUCCGAAGUUCAAAUUAGAAAUUUUCUUUACACAAGAACAGCACGCAUUGAUAAUUCUGGUGAUCAUUUGUUGGAGAUUGGUGUUGUUAAAGAGACUUUAGCUCGUCUACAAACUACAACUAGUGUUGAUGUAACACCAGCUAUGCGUGUUAUUUGUCGAGAAUUGCCUGCAGUUGGUGGAAUUAUUAAUAUUGCCCCCAUGCAUGCACAAAUUACUUAUCGUUUUUUCGAAAAAAUGAUGCAAUAUUUCUUUCCUGGACGUAAUAUUGAGAAGGAAGAUCAACAAAAUUUGGAUACUUCUGAUGACCAACAACAACAUAAUCAACAGCCACUUUCUUUCGCUCAACGUAUUCGUGGUGCUGUGAAUCACUCAUUUAGAAGUACAAAAACUAAAGCUGCACAAUAUGCUGCAAUUCGAGAUGAAAUUGAUAAAAUGAAGGAACGCUCAGAGAAAAACAAUAUGUUCGUUUACAUAAUCAUCCCAGCUGUUCCUUUUCUUGUUUCGUAUAAGGGAAAUAAAGAGAAAAAUCUGGAGGAUGUAGAUCGCUUCAAUCUGACCUUCCCAAAUUGUGAAUAUCACGACAAGAACUGGACAUGGUUAGAUUUAGCAUUAGCAAUUAAACAAAGAUGUAAACGGGUCCUUCUCCAACAAUUUAUUAAUCAAAAAUUUUUACGAAAUUCUCGGCAAGCUGGAAUUGAGAGAUUUGUGGCUGAACCUAUUGAUGAUGAGGAGAAGAAACGAAUUAUCCUUGGAAAUACUAUGUAUGAAAAUUCUAAUGAUUAUUCCUCAGUGUUAAACGAAACAAAAACUUCUCAAGAAUACGCAUUCGAUUGGUCAGUUUUAAUUGAUGCAGAUCUUGAAUUUAUUAAUCCGGAAGUAAAGAAAAAAUCCCACAUUCAUUGUGUCUUUUCGCGUGUCUACAUUGACGAUAUGGAUCUGUUACGUCAAGGCGAUGAUGAAGGUGAAUUUGUUGCUGAUGAAAGUGAAUCAAAAGAGGAUUUAUUAGAAGAGCAAAUUCAAGAAGUUUCAACAAAUAUGCAAAAGGACGAAGAUGUCGUCAAAAAAGAAAAAUCUCAAAAUGAAACUGAUUGUUCAAAUGCUGAAAAUGUUCGCAGUUUUGGAUUCGCAACUGGCUUUGAUUUAAGUGGAGAAACUUAUAAGAAAAAAAUUAAUGGUAGUGAAGAUGGAAGUGAAAGUAGUAAAUUCAGUGCUGGGAUUCUUGAUUUUGCAAAAUUUUGGCAAAAUGAAGACUGCAAAAGAUUUUCUGGAUUUGAAGGGAAAAAACGGAAAAAAGCAAAGGCAAGAACAUCAUCCUCUUUAUCGGCAACUACAAGUUCUUUACAAAUAUCUGGCACAGCUAGUAAAGUAGAAUCAAAUACUUCUUUAAUCGAAGGUUCAGAAGAUUCGUUGUCAAUAAAUAUUUCUAUGGAAAAAUUGAAUUUUGAGGAUAAAUUAAAUUUUGAUUUCGCUUUUGAUCCAAAACGAGAUAGAAAAUUGGUUGCUAAAAGGGCUCGCAAAUAUUUUUCUGAUGAUAAGGAAAUGAUGAAAUAUUGGUUUCAACGUUAUCGUUACUUUACUAAAUUGGAUGAGGGAAUUUUAUUAGAUCGUGAAGCCUGGUUCUCGGUUACACCAGAAAUGCUUGCACAACACGUUGCUGAUCGUCUUGUCCGAAUUAGAGAUUGUAUAAUUCUGGAUGCAUUUGCUGGUUCUGGGGGAAAUUCUAUUCAAUUUGCUUUGAAGGGUGCUUUUGUUUAUGCAAUUGAUAUUGAUCCAGUGAAAUUGCGUUGUUCAGCAAGAAAUGCACAAAUUUAUGGUGCCCGAGAUAGAAUAAACUUUAUUUGUGGAAAUUUUUUCCAUAUUUGCAAAUCAUUAAUUGGAGCAAGGAAAUAUAAGGAGGAAAAUAAAAUUGUUAAAAGUUCAUAUCCUUACACAACUGAUCUUUAUCCAUUUGCGAUAGAUUCUGUUUAUUUAAGCCCACCUUGGGGUGGGCCUUCCUAUGCAAAAUCAGGAAAAGAAGAAUUUGAUUUACAAAAAGACAUUAUUUUAGAUGGUGUCAAAAUAUUUAAUUAUGCAAAAAAGAUCUCACAAAAUGUUGUUUACUUUUUACCCAAAAAUACUUCUAUUAUUGCAUUGGCAGCAUCUGAUGGAGAAGUUGAAUUAGAGCAGAGUUUGUUGGGAGAAAAAGUAAAAGCAUUGCACGCUUAUUAUGGAAAAUUGGUUGCUCAUGAUUGA